Letharia lupina is the source of this 270-nucleotide messenger RNA. RefSeq lists its product as uncharacterized. NCBI's taxonomy places the organism in Eukaryota, Fungi, Ascomycota, Lecanoromycetes, Lecanorales, Parmeliaceae. The record is from RefSeq and is a predicted model, not a curated record. The transcript has 5 exons. Bases 1 to 270 code for a protein of 89 amino acids.
AUGUCCGCGUGGGCGGUGGACAUCCUGCUUUUAAACGCGCUCAUGCACACCCGGAACGGCGGCCUGCGAAGAAACAAUGCUGCAGGCGAAUACAGCGUUUAUCCCAGCUUGACCCAUGAUUGGUCCGACUUGGUCAACAUCCGAGAUCCCAAUGCUGCGGCAACAUUAGCUUUGCCCUAUACGUUCAUCGCUAUAGCCGUCUUCGGCUGUCAGACCGGUUUUGAUACUAAUCUUCGCAGUGGACAGUAUGCGGAGCUGCUCACCUUUUGA